Messenger RNA from Odobenus rosmarus divergens (Pacific walrus), 1135 nucleotides. RefSeq names its product glutathione peroxidase 3 (plasma) (gene GPX3). Gene Ontology annotation, molecular function: glutathione peroxidase activity; selenium binding. The transcript has 5 exons. The record is from RefSeq and is a predicted model, not a curated record. Lineage: Eukaryota; Metazoa; Chordata; Mammalia; Carnivora; Odobenidae. Gene Ontology annotation, biological process: response to oxidative stress; hydrogen peroxide catabolic process.
GCAGACCGCGUCUCUGGCGAGACGCGCCCUCUGCCCGCCAUGGCCCGGCUGUUGCGGGCGUCCUGCCUUCUCUCCCUGCUCCUGGCUGGCUUCGUCCCGCCGGGCCGGGGGCAGGAGAAGUCGAAGACGGACUGCCAUGCUGACGUGAGCGGCACCAUCUAUGAGUACGGAGCCCUCACCAUCAAUGGGCAGGAGUACAUCCCCUUCAAGCAGUACGCUGGCAAAUACAUCCUCUUUGUCAACGUGGCCAGCUACUGAGGCCUGACAGGCCAGUACAUUGAACUGAAUGCACUACAGGAGGAGCUUGAACCAUUUGGCCUGGUCAUUCUGGGCUUCCCCUGCAACCAAUUCGGAAAACAGGAGCCAGGAGAGAACUCGGAAAUCCUACCCAGCCUCAAGUAUGUCCGACCGGGUGGGGGCUUCGUCCCCAAUUUCCAACUCUUUGAGAAAGGCGAUGUGAACGGGGAAAAAGAGCAGAAGUUCUACACGUUCCUGAAGAACUCCUGCCCUCCCACCUCAGAGCUCCUGGGCUCACCUGACCGCCUCUUCUGGGAGCCCAUGAAGGUCCAUGACAUCCGCUGGAACUUUGAGAAGUUCCUGGUGGGGCCAGAUGGUGUACCCAUCAUGCGCUGGUACCACAGGACCACGGUCAACACCGUCAAGAUGGACAUCCUGGCCUACAUGAGGCGGCAGGCGGCUCUGGCGGUCCAGGGGAAGUAAAUCAGACCUGCCCCACCCCGUGUCCACCGUGCAGGGGCUGGGGAGGGACUCCGUUCGGGAAGGAAUCCAUUUCUCCAACCACACCACACUCCCACCAUAGACCCCUCGCUAUUACACAAGGCCCCAGCCUGACACGAGCAUGUGCGUACGAUUGCGUCUGUACUGUUAUGCACGUGGGUGUCUGCACACAUGCCUACAGGUGUGUGUGACCACGUGUAUGCAUGAGUGAACAGCCACCUGUGUCUACCUGCGUGAAAACGGGGAAUGCGUACCAUGUGCGUACACACAGCUGUGCGCUACAGAGUGCGAGAAAAUCCCUCCCCUUCCUCCAAUUCUGACCCUAACCAUUCACUUUCAACUGAGCCCACGGUAAAACCAGCUCUAGAUCCAACUGUUCUGUUCUGACCUAGACCUC